AUGAAAUCAAUUUUCAGUAACAUUUACCACCCCAAAGACAUGUGUUUUUGGGAAGAUUUUACAGACUUGCACAAACCUGAAACUUCCACUGUUUUUUUUCAAGGGAGCCUUCUAGAACUGUCAACUUCAAAUGUCUUGAAGGAAAAGUUUUUCUAUUUGAACAAAAACUCAAUUUUACGCUCCAAGAACGUUUCUUCUAGAAUUACAAAAAUUUCAAGCUUAAAGUGAAAAAUAAUAGAGCCAUUUAUUGAAGAGGAUAAAGCCGGAAUAAAAUAUGGAUUCCGAUUAAGCCAGGGUAUUUAUUGCCAAUACUUUUACACUAAAACGUCUGAAGAGCUAGAUGAAUGGUUGGCUUAUUUAUCCAGGAUUGGGAUAAUGACUGACAUAAAGCAUGACUACGAUCUAAAAUCGUUAUACAUCUUUGCUUUAAGUAGUGCGAUUAGAAGUACUUUUUGAGCAGACCAAUACGUUUCUGGCCAGAGAAAUUUCAGUUUUUACUUUUCUCAGGGAAAACAGAAAGAUAAAAAUAGGAUGAUUGCUGCUACUAAGAUAAAUUUUCUAAUACAUGUUGAUGUUGAAUACGUUUAAGAAGCAUUAAAAAAUAGCUUAUUGGUGCGAGAGAAAAUUCAGGUUGAAAAUAUUCAAUGUGCUGAAGGGUAUAAAGGCUACCAUUGUCAUGGAUCCAAAUGCCUGGGAUAAAAACACCUGAAUUUAAAAAAUAUCUGGGAAGAGGUAGAACUUGGGUUUCUCACAGACAUUUUUUAUGCCAAAUUUUUUGGCUAGUCAAAAUCGAUUUGGCAAGGCGAUUCUGACCUGUAAGUAAAAUAAAAAAAUGAAAAAGAUAAAAUAAGAAAUGAAGAAAAGGUUUUAAUUUUUCCUGAGUUUAUAAAUUAUGGUGAUAUCAGUCAUAAACUUAUUUAAUAAUAAAUUCAAUUUUAUAUUGAUAUAAAUAGCCUCAAAAAUAAAUAAUGACAUCAGAGAAAGUAUUUAAAUAUCUCCAAAAAGAUGACCUUCGCAUCUGUCCAAACGAUGAUAUUGUGUCCCUUUAUGAUGAAUAUAAAGAAGGAAUCGGGCUUUAUCACAAAACCUUUAAGGAAGAUGAUGGGACAUUUUCAUAGAAAUAGCCUAAUACUGCCAAGCUAAAGAGAUAUUUAUUUCAAAGAAUAUUAUCGAUUCUAUAUCUGGCAGAAAGAAUUUUUAACAAAUUGCAAAGAAAGAAUUUAAUAUCCUGCAUGCCUCAAAUUUUACCCUUUAAAAGACUUUAUAGGAAAGGAAUGAAAGGAAUCUUCAAAAGAUAUUCAUGUUUAGAAGCUCAAAGAAGAAAUUGUUAAAAAUUUUUUAAUCAAAAAACGCAAGGCAUGUGAUUUGCCAUUCGAUAAAGAAGUGCUGCCAUUUAUAAAUGAAUUUUGUGGAGUUUUAUUGCAUAAUAUAUGCUCGACAAAAGCAGGAGAGGAUAAAUUAUGUAAGAAUUCUUUAUGAAAUAAGGGAAAAAAAUAAUAAUUUUAAGUUUUUUUAUUUUAUAAGAGUUUUGCAUUAUCUUAAGGUAUGAAGGAAAAUAUAUUUUUUAGCUGUUUUUUGCUUUUAUCAAGAAUUUCUUUACUUCUUCUUCUUCUUCCAUGAUUUAUACAAAAGCAUCCGACCCCUUGCAUUCAAAAUGCUUUGACUAAUAAAUAAUGCUUUAUAGACUAGAAUAUCUCCUUGAGAUUUAACUUACUCCCCCUCCGUGAGUGAACAAAACCAAUAGAAAAAUCCUUAUUUUUUGCCCAAAAACCCACCCUCCGUGAGUGAACAAAAAUUUUUUUAAUAGAAAAAUUUUUUAAUGGAAAAAAAAAUUUGAUAUAUAAGUUAUAAUUAGUAUAAUGAAAUCUUGAGCUAAAUCUGUUUAAUUUUUAAACAAAUUGCGUUUUAAACAUAAAUUUUAUAAAUUAAAAUAAAUUUGCUUCCCAAUUUUUGCGAAUUAGGAUUUUUUUUAAAUUUCGCAAAAAAAAUAUUUUUAUAAAAAUUUAUAUAUAAUGUUUUUUAAAAAAAAAAAAUUGACGCCCCUCCGUGAGUGAACAAAAUUUUUUUGUUCACUCUCGGAGGAGGGGAGUUAGAAAAAAAGAUUCUGUAUUCUAUAUUUCUAAUUGCAAGUCAAAUCUCUUUGCUAGAAGCUAUUUUUAAUUAAUAAGGGGGCAAAAAGUAAGUAGCUAAAUAAUGAAGGUUAUUGAAGGUCUCCAGUCAAUUUUUCUAACAGAUGCUUAUUACGAAAAUAAGAUAUUUAAAUUAAAUCUCUCACUAGAAGAAUUAUGAAAUUCAAAUUUGCUUGGAAAAUUAAUUAAUGAACCUUCAGAAGACUUCCAAGAAUGGCUAUUGAGCUUAGAACUUACCCAUACCAUGCAAAUUCCAGAUAAUUUAGCAGGCAUCAAAAGCUACCCUAUAAUGAGGAAGUUUUAUUAUAGAAAAUCUACCAGACUGAUUAAAAUGAGAUUCAGAACAAAAUUGUUUAAAGCUUCUAAGUAGCUCAAUAAGUGGUCUCAAUUUUCCAAAACUACUCAAUAUGAAAGCAAAUGAUCAGACUCAGUUAAUAAAUGAAAUAUUAUCAUUAUCAAAGUCUCAUAAUUCUAGAAUAAUUUGGUGAAGAAUACUAAGAGACAGGAACUCAAGUAAAAUAUUUAAUUCUUUUAUUAAAAAUUUAUCUAUCUUUCUAUAUUCUAUUAAUUUAUGUGACAGAGGAGAUUCUAUACCUAUUUUUUGCCAAUUUAUUUUUUCGAGUAAAGAUCGAAGGUCCAUUUAAAAUUAGUUUAAAGAAAAAUUUUGCAUAUGAUAAAUGCUGUAGUUGUGUUGGUAGUCAGAAGUAAUCAGUACAAUUAAAAGCAUAAACGAUGUCAUCACUUUCCAUUUCUGAUAAGAUUAUUAUAAAUUAAAAUGAUGUCAGAAUUGGUCAUUAUUAGUAUCUUUUUCAUUUUUUUAUUUUACUUACAGGUCAGAAUCGCCUUGCCAAAUCGAUUUUGACUAGCCAAAAAAUUUGGCAUAAAAAUGCCUGUGAGAAACCCAAGUUCUACCUCUUCCCAGAUGUUUUUAAAUUUCAGGUGUUUUUAUCCCAGGCAUUUGGAUCCAUGACAAUGGUAGCCUUUAUACCCUUCAGCACAUUGAAUAUUUUCAACCUGAAUUUUCUCUCGCACCAAUAAGCUAUUUUUAAUGCUUCUUAAACGUAUUCAACAUCAACAUGUAUUAGAAAAUUUAUCUUAGUAGCAGCAAUCAUCCUAUUUUUAUCUUUCUGUUUUCCCUGAGAAAAGUAAAAACUGAAAUUUCUCUGGCCAGAAACGUAUUGGUCUGCUCAAAAAGUACUUCUAAUCGCACUACUUAAUAUAAAGAUGCAUAAUAGGCUCAGGUAGCUUUGCGAACGUAUAUUUGGCUGAAGAUUAUGAAGAUUCAAGGACAUAUGCAAUUAAAUCCAUUCCUAAAAAGCUCCUUCUCUCUAAAAAUAAUUUUCAAGCCUUGUGCAACGAGAUCGAAAUUUUGAGAAUGAUUGAUCACCCUGGCAUAGUAAAGCUUCACAAAGUCUAUGAAGGACAAAAUCAUAUAUAUUUAGUGCUAGAUUAUGUGCCCGGUGGAAAUAUGCUUCAAAGAUUGCUCAAGCACGGACCUCUAACAGAAGAAAAAGCUGCAAAAUUUGCAUCUAAACUUUUAGGCAUCCUAGACUAUUUGAAAUUGAUGAAUGUAGUUCAUAGAGACUUGAAGCUUGAAAACAUUUUAUUGAACUCAGAGUCAAGCGAAACAGACUUUAAGCUCAUAGAUUUUGGACUUGCCUGCUUUGCAGAUAAAGAGUUGACACAAAAUUGUGGUUCACCAGGGUAUGUUGCGCCUGAAAUUCUAACUCCACCCCUCCGUUAGCGAACAAAAAAAUUUUGCUUGCUUACGGAGGGGGUUAUUUUUUUUAAAAAAAUGAUAUAAAAAAUUUUAUUGACAAUUUUUUUUCGAAUAUAUUUAAAAAUUCAGUUUGCUUAAAAUUAAACAGAAUUAGCUAGAGAUUUCAUUAUAUUAAUUAUCAUUUAUAUAUAUAUCAAAAUUUUUUCCAUAAAAAAUUUUUCUAUUAAAAACAUUUUUGUUGGGCUCAUGGAGGGGAGAGUAAGGAAGAUGCCAUAUGGCGCAAAGGUUGACGUGUUUAGCACUGGGGUAGUUUUAUAUAUGGUGCUAUCAGGCCGCGCUCCAUUUUCAGGGAAGACUCCAAGAGAAACACUUCUAAAAAAUCGCGAUGGUAUAAUUCAAUUUCAGGAGCAGUAUUGGCGUGGAAUUUCAAGAGAAGCAAUUAGCUUGGUUUUAGCUCUCACAAAGUGUCAGCCAUCUCUUCGACCAAAUCCGAGAGAUGCGCUACAAAAUAAAUGACUUAAUAUUUAUACCAAAAGGCAGCCCAUAAUGACGCUCAGAUCACCAAUUAUUUCUUCUAGAAACAAUGAAAAAUUCACAUAUUUAGACCUACCAAACUUAGAGAACCCAAGAAGAGGAAGACUUUCAGUAGUUAGCCUUGAAAAUCAAGAGUUCUGUAAAGGAGAGUCCAGAAGAGGAAGCCUUUUUCCUGAUAUUUCAUCUAUGUCAAAAACAUCAAAAUUAUUAUGAAAGCAAGAAAUAAAAGAUUUUGUAUAA
This is a messenger RNA of Blepharisma stoltei, 4623 nucleotides long. Lineage: Eukaryota; Ciliophora; Heterotrichea; Heterotrichida; Blepharismidae. The record is from the annotation of a GenBank genome assembly.